AUGAGCAGAGUUGGUCCAUACGGAAAACUUAACGCAAAUAUGGAGGAUCGAAAAAAGAAAAAAGAGGAAGAAGAAAAGAAACGAAAAGAGCAAGAAGAUGCUGAAAUGAAGAGAAUGUAUCACGCUACGGCUUGUCGAAGAACGCACCUUUUUCCUAGUGAAAUGACUGGAACAUCCGAAGAAAAGAUGGAUGAAGUUCCAGAUGCUAUGAAAAAUUUGAAUAUUUCAAUUUCCAGACAAGGAUGUGUUGAACCUCAAGAUCUCUACACUAGCGAAGUCGCCAGAGGGCCAACACCGAGACCAGUUGGGGAUCAUCCACAAACGUCGAGUGAAGAACAAAUUGAAGCAACUCCAUACCCAACUAUUCCAAAAGAACAAGCCGAUCGGAUUGACAGAGAGUUGCUCAGAUUAAAAUUAAAAAUAGCAAAAGAGGAGGAUGAAAAGAGACAAAGAGAGAAAGAAGAACUAAAGAAACUCAGACCAAAACGAGGAUCUUUUAUUUAUAAUAUCUUUUUGACAAAUCCAAACCACACCGUUUCAACAUCAGAUGAUUCCAAUCCGAACAUUGAAUCAGGUGCAACUUCGGUUGGACCAACACCGCGAACAACAGCUCAAGCAAAAGAAUCACCACAGGAACUAAAUCCUUCAGAUCUCAACAAACCUCCGGUUGGCAAGAGUAAAGUUUGUUCAAUUAUGUGA
Caenorhabditis elegans is the source of this 699-nucleotide messenger RNA. RefSeq names its product TPX2 domain-containing protein (gene F52E1.3). NCBI's taxonomy places the organism in Eukaryota, Metazoa, Nematoda, Chromadorea, Rhabditida, Rhabditidae. Bases 1 to 699 code for a protein of 232 amino acids. The record is from RefSeq and is marked reviewed. The transcript has 3 exons.